Cinara cedri is the source of this 21361-nucleotide messenger RNA. Lineage: Eukaryota; Metazoa; Arthropoda; Insecta; Hemiptera; Aphididae. The record is from the annotation of a GenBank genome assembly.
CGCCGCCGUCGCUGUCGUCGUCGCCGUCGCCGUCGCCGUCGCCGCCGUCGCCGCUGUUGUGCAAGUUGAGCAUUAAGCACGGCUACUGUCCGUAAAGUUUUGUGUGUGCUCGUCGUAUCCAGGAUCGUGUGCAUCAUCGGUCAUCAUUCGCCAAUAAAACGAUGACCCGUUCCCGUUGAAAACGUCGAACGUUCUUCUUGAUACAAGGUACGUCCUACUUACUACCUAGUACACACCUACUUAAUACUACGUACUUGAUCGUGUUCGUGUCGCGCCCUCAUAGGCGUCCCGUUUGCGUUCUGACAACACCCCCACCCUCGAGCACACGGUUUUUUAUUAUCGUUCGAUAGGCAUAGUUGAUUUUCUGGUUUUUCGUUAGGCGUAGUCGGCCAAUAGCAUCGAAAAUCGAUGGGCGUAGGCUCGCUUAGUUGACUGUAAUGCACCUAAUUUUGGUCGAAAUUCUGUUCAUAAUUACAGCUGGACACCUAAUUACUGCUCAUAAACUUCAGGUGUCCCGGUUUGGAUUUCGUAAAUUUCCACAGUGUUUAUAAUAUGUAUAAUUGUGUACUUGCUCAAAUUUUUCUAUACCCAUAAUAACCAUAACCCACAUAUUAGUGGUACGUGCCACACUCGGGCAAGGACUGCUCUAGGCGUAAAAUUAUGGACGUACUAAUUCAAUUAAUUAUUACAUUUUAUUGAAUAUUGUACUUACUAUGUUUUAUUCAAUUAUAUUACGUGUCAAUAAAAAUAUUAGGUACCCAACAAUUUGGACAAUGCAAAUUGUUAAGUCUGAGUUAAGUCAUUGGGGUAUAAUACACUUUAAAAUGACAUCUUACCUACCUACUUUAAAAUUAUAAGUUUAUUUUAAUUUAACAAUUAUCAUAGGUAAUGUAAAUAUUUGUAAUUGCCUGUUCUUAACAGAAUUCAAAAUAUUUUUUUAAACCGAUUAAUUAUUAUCGGUUGAAAUCUAGAACUUGGGUUCAAAAAAAAAUAUCAAAAUAUCGAAAAACCACCCUUAUAUUUUUCCUUCCUCUUCCUUACCUGAUUCAUGUUAUGUAGUUAGAUUAUCCAUUUUCCAAUUUUCCUGUAAUAAUAUGCAAGAUUUUCUUUCAUAUGUAAUAAACUAUUUAUAAUAUGUCUCUUGCUAAAAUCUAUUAUAUGUAAUUGUAAAUAAAAAUAGUGAUCGUACAGCUGUAAAACCAUUCAGUACCGCCAAAAGCAGUCGUAAAAUUCAAGAUUUGAAAUUUUAGCUACUACUGUUAUUUGAGGUGGCUAUACAAAUCAAUAACUUAUUUAUAUUUUUUUGAUAUUUUGACAUUUUUUUGGAUUUAAAAGUCAGACUUCAACCUUACUACCUAGGUAUCAACAUUUUGGAAAAUUGUACUUCCUUCUAGUAUUAUGAUUUUAAUAUGAAAAAAUUAUUUAUUAUAUCCUACUUAUGUCAAUUAUCAGGCGUAGAUCUACGGGGGAGGGUCGAUUGCUUCCCUCCAUUACUAAUUACAUAAAAUAGAAAAAUUUACUGUAUCUCAUAAUUUUUAAAUAAAUAAUUAGUUAUUUUUAAAUUUCAGAUUUGUUUUUAAUUUUCAUCUGAUUCUUAUUAUUCUGAUUAUCUAAUUGCGUAUCAUCGGAAAUCUUUCAAUCACCAAUAAUAAAUUAUUAACAGUCACAUAAUAUGUUGGGAAACAGCCGAACACACCUUAUCUUAUCUGUAUUUCAUAAAACCAUUGAUUUUAUAUUUACAUACAUUUAUGUUAUAUUAAUAUAUUAUACAACUCCUUCAUUCAUACAGUCUUAUACUUAUAUACCAUUCAUUUGAUGCAUUCAUAGAAAUAAUACAAAUAAUUAGCCUCCAAUACAGGUUAAAUAGAAAAUAAGGUAAUUUCAUUUUUGAAAAUUUGCCCCCUCCUUUGGGUGACCCUGGAUCCACUACUGCUUAUUAUAUUAUCGUACCUACUUGGUACGAUUAUAUUUAUUUUAUGUAUCUAUUUGAUGGGUUUUUGAAGUACUUAGGAAACCUGAUCUAAUAGCUAUUAAAUGUUAAUCUCCUGGUCUACUCUCUAAAUGUGCCACUGUUCCUUUUUUUUUUUUAGUUAUAACUAUAACCUAUGUAAAUAUGAAGCUAUACUAUUGUUUUGUUGGAUAUGUAAAAAAAGUAAUUUUAAUAUUCUUAACAUUGUAAAAAUACUUAGUGUAUUGACGCAAUUAUAUAAAUAAAUAAAAAAAAAAAAUAUUCUUCUUUUCAUUGAUUCACUAAUUGAUAGGUACAUAAUUAAUUUCUGUGACUGAUUGUUUUUUUUUACAAAACUUUAAAUAAAAAAAAUAUUCUCUAUGCCCAUCCACACAUAAAUAAUUAUUGUUUAUUAUUUUUGUUAUCCCAGGCGUCAUUAGUGUCAAAAUAUCAAUGAGUAAUCAGCUGGUUGACUCAUGUCUGUGAGUACAUUAUAAUUUAUUAUGAUGAUUAUUAUAAGAUACUAUAUUUAUUUAUUUAAGAUUUUAUAUUAUUAUUCUGGAUAUAAAUUAUACAUAAUAAUGAAUAAUAUAAAAUAUUGCAUAAUUUAUUAUAAUUAAUAAUAAACUUCAUUAAUUUUGUACAAUCAUCAAAAAUAAUUGUCGAUUAUCUAUGUUUUUUUUAUUCUAUGGAUUCAUCUUCCUAUAAGUAGAUAGCUUCAAUUCAGAACAUAAUUUCACAAUAUUUACCAUAUUCUAAAUUACAACAUAAUCUUUUGAAUAAUAUUAUUAAUUUAGUUAUCUAUAUAAAUUUAUGCCAUUGUUAUUGAUUAUGUAUUAAAUUUAUAAUAAAUAAAACACAAUUAUUGUUAACUGAUUAAAAUGCAGCGUUACAUUAAACUAUUUCAAUAAAAGACAUAAUGUUAAUAUUAAAAUGCUUUACUAUUGACUAUAGGCACUUAAUGGUUUUAAUAAUGAAAAUGAUAUUGGUUUAUUUUAUAAUAUUUUAUUAUCUAUUUAUUUUUAAAACAAAUAUAAUCCUUAAUGUCAAAGUAAACUUAUGUUCAAUUGACAAGUUAGAUAAAAAAUAAAACAAGUUUUUAAACUUUAAAAGUAAAUAUCUCAAUAACAAUUAGAAUCUUAGGUAAAAUAUUCUCAACAUAAUCUUAUUUAAAUUUAAAUUAAUUAUUUUUAUGUAAAUAUAUAAAAUUUUACUGAUUGUAUAUCAAUAGAUUUUUGUUGUCAGUGUUUCUGCUUUUCGAAAUUGUGCUUAAAUUUGAGUUUUUUCUUUUUUUGGAAAUUCCUACCUAGCUUACCCAUGUAAAUUUUUUCAGAUAAAACCUGAGGUAUUCAGUAUUUAUGUAUUCAAAAAAAAAAUUUUUAGAGCAUCCUAUACUUAAAUAUUAAGCCAUGUAUAUUACAAAGACUUGAGUUACUUAAUUUUUUUUUCAUUUUAUGAGGUAUGUAGCUAAUUUAGAACUACAAUAUUAAUAUUUAAGUCUGCUUUCUUUUAAAAAAAAGAAUAUGAUUCUUAGUAUUGUGUUUUAUAUUCUAAUUUAUUAUCUACUUGAUGGUAGUUCUUUUUACAUGUAUAUUUUAUUGAGCUAAACAUGUUUAAAAAUUAUUUAGGAUUAAAUUCCUAAAAGAUGUAUGAAGUAUUUUAUUAAAUUGACAUUAAUUUAAUAUGACAAAUUGUUGAUAAAAUAUUAUGUAAAAACACUUAAUAAAUAUUGUUUUAUUGAUCAUUAUUAUUAAUCAUUAUUUUAAUAUGAGAAUGGAUUAAAAAAAAAAAAAAAAACGAAUGUAUUGUUAACAUGGCUUUUUGUAAACACAAUGAAACAUAUUUUUUAAAAAUUUGCUUGGGUGACAGAUUGGUGAACCGGAGGGUGGAGAAACUCCAAGAGCAAAGCUUUACCUGCACCGAAAUAACACAGAGGUAUUGCAUUUUUACAAAAACUGUAAAAACUAGUUGUCAUGUUUUUCAAGUUAAACCAUAUAUGCUUUGUUUUGUUAUGGCAUGUUUUAGAAUUUUUUUUUAUUAUUUGCUUUUGUUGUUGAUUUUUAAUAUUUAUUUUUUUUUAGUGGAUUUAUCUAUAUUUUGUAAUAUAAAAUCAUUCAUAAGUCAUUUAAUAAUUAUUAAAAUUAUGUAAUAAACUAUUGUUGUUAGAAUUUUUAAUAAUUCAUUUAAAUCUAUUAGGUUAGGUACCUAUGGAAACUAGUUGACAUAUAUACAUUUUUUUUUAUUAAUAAUGUACAAUAAAUACCAACAUUUACUUACCUUAAAAGGUCCAAAAGUGAAUAACUGUAAAAUACAAUAUUUAUUAUUUAUUUAGGUAAUUCAUACAUAAAUACAUUUUUAAUAUUUGUCCAACAUUUUUUUUUGGUUUUCAUUUUUGCUAUUGUUCAGAAUAACCAUAAUAUAUAAACAUCUACAUAAUAUAUUUUUUGAUCUUGCUUUUUAGUAAUGUUACUUCUAUGUUAGUAGAGAAUUAUAAAUUAUAUUAAAUAAAGUAAUUUUAGUCAAGUUUAUUUAUUAUAUAAAUUCAAUAGUCCCUACGUAUAUUUAUCAUAUAAAACUAAAUAAUUUUUUUGUAAUAUGUUGAUAAUGUAUUUUAUUAAUUGGUUUAAUAAAUCAAUUAAGUUCUAUGAAUGAAAUAAUUCUAGGUAUAGUCAACCCUCAAUAAUUUAAACCUUUGAUAAUUCAAAAUAAAUCUUGUUCUCUUAAAAAUCUCAUGGUAAUUCAAAUAAAAAUAAUUCAUUUAAGUACACUCGGUAAUUCAAAAUUAAAUUUUCAGAAAACUGGCCAUUAACACGUGACAAUUUGAAGUUUAUCCAGCAAUUUGAAGUAUAUUCACCAAAUGUAUUUCUUAUAAUUUUUUAUUAUUAUUUUCGAUAACUAUAGAAUUAUUAUCGUAAGUACCUUAUCAUAAGCAUUUUAAUUCUUAAUUACCUAACCUUAAAUGAAGAAGAAAACAAUUAUUGACUAAUAAUUUAAUAUACAUAAUUAAUUCAAUAUAUUUAAUAAUAUUAAUCAUUUUAUAUUUACAUUUUAAAAACAAUAAAUACUAUAAUGCCGCCUAAUUUGCUAAAAUAUUUAAUAAUUAUAAUAUUAAAACAAUUUUUUCAAAACUCAGUAAUUCAAUUUUUUUUUGCUCUCUUUAUUUCGAACUACUCAGCAAUUUGAACUCUCAGUAAUUCAAAAUUAAAAGGAACUUCGAAUUAUUCAGAGACUACUGUAUAUGUAUUGGUAAUGAUAGGAUUCUAGGUGUACAUAAGAUAAUGUAUGUGUAUAUAUAUUAUACCAGUGAUUGCUUCUCCCAUAAGACUCAUCUCUAAAAGUUUCAUUUAACUUUUAAAUUUUAAAUGUUAUGUAAAUUUAGAAUAAUUGCAUGUAUAAUUCAUGUUAUAUUAAUCAAUUUUGUUGUACCUACCAAUUUUCAUACAGUAACAAAGUUUUGAACAAUAAAUUUGUCUAAAGCUACCCAUUUUUUUAGAUUCUGUUUGUAGUAAGCAUUUACUAAGAUGGGGUUUUUUUUCUUUUGAAACAGUGGCCAGUAAAAAAUGGUCAAAUUUUUUCAUACAGUACCUUAAAUGAUCUAGAAUUUAUUCCUUGUAUUUUAUUUGAAAAAUUAACAAAAAAUUAUAAUAUUUCAUAAUGAUUUCAUUUUUGUUAACUUUUUAAUUUCCCUGGUUCUGUUUAAAAUCAAAUUUUGAUUGCUAUAAUUUAUCGCUGCUUAGUAUAUAAAAUAAAUUAGUAAAUAUAUCUUUUACCUUUCAUUGUUCAACCUAUAACAGUGGUUUUACUGUUAUGUGAAGUAUGUUCUAUUUUAUUGAAAUAAUUUUGUCAUUUACAGAUUUAAAUUUUAAUGAUUCAUUAAAAAUGCAUGGCUGUAAGAGAUAUUUUUCAUUUUUUAUCUACUUAUUUAUGUUUAUGACAGUAUCUACAUUCUAGAUAUUAAUAUUAUCAUUGAUUAUAAGUAUUAAAUUGUAUUAUACUUAUACUAUGUAUAAUCAAUGGUAUGAUCUUCAUUCUUGAUAAUAAACUCCUUAAUCAUACUAAUUGAUAAUUAUUAUUAUUUAAUCUAAAGCUGGUCCCUCAGGGUUUACGCUUUAUGAAAGUGUUUAAUUGUCAAAUAUGGUGAUUAUUUUUAACCGCCAAGUCACUUGUCAUUUUUCAUUGGUUGUCAGUAAAUGUGAUAUGAGUCAAAGGAAUUAUAAAAUAUGAUUGUGUUUAUUAUUAUGGUGAUUGUAGAGUUUCCCAUACAACUCAUCCUUGCUCACCACUAGCGACAAACUACCGUUCACAGUUGCCAGUUAGAAGUGUAGGUAUGUAGGAGUGUAGGAGUGACAUAAUCAUUAAGUUAAAAUACUCGACAAAAUACUUGUGUGGGACCGGCUUAAUGACAAAUGUAUUCAAGAACUAGGUACUGGUUUUUAAAAGCAAUUAAUACCAACACAUUACAUUCUAAGAUAAUAAGUGUCUUAUAUAAAAAAAAAAAAAACAUAUAAGUAACUCUGUAUAGUAGAAAUCAUUUAUUAGGUUAUGAGUACCUACUAUAGAGUACCUACCAAUAAAAUAUUGUCAUUCUAUUUAUCUAAUUUUUUGAUAUUACUAAUAAUGCUUGUUUUUAAGCACAGGUAUACAAUAAAAUUAGGCCUCAAUAACUUUUAUUCAUAAAAAAAAAAACUUGUAUAUUCCUCAAAAAAAAAAAUAAAAAUUCUGAAAUUAAUUAGGUUAGUUUUAUAUAAAAAAGUAAUAUUUGUUUUAAUAUUCUAUUUUAAUUAGUUCACUUCGCUUAUUAUUCAUUUAGUGUAAUUAUAAAAGAUUUGUUUGAUAUGUAUAAUUAUUAUUAUUACUAUUUAAAAUUUAAAUAUACUUAGUUUAUGUAAUUGAUUUAAGUUAAUAAUAAUUUUUUUUAAAUUUUAGAGCUCAAUCAGACCUCUCUCAAAAUAAUCCUUUCUCUAAUGAUAAUACAUAUGCAAGUAAUAGUGUUCAAGAAAACAUAACUGAACAACCAGUAUUAGUCUCUCAAACAAAACAACAUCAAACUACUCAACAAGUUAGAAUCUACCUAUUUAAUUUUAAUUUAUAUGUUCUGGCUGUAAAAACAAAUUUUUAAUUUUACUUUUUAUUUAAGGUCACAACAGUAACAAAAGUUGUACGAGAAGUCCAUCAUAUGAUUCCAAAUGGCCAUUCUCUAGAUUACAUUCCAUAUACAUUAGGAGCAUCUACUUCAGCAUUACCAACCCAACCGAAUAAUUUAGCUCAUAUGUCAGAAUCUGGUUUGUAAUUUUUGAAUAUUAAAAUAAUAUCUAAUUAUAAACUAUUAUUAUUAGGAAAUUCGCUCACAAAGUAAUGGUGUUUUUGAUUUGAUGCACUGUUUUAUUGAGAAGUGUCAGAAAUGUUGAAAAGUGACAUUUGAUUUAAUAUUGCACUGAUUAUGAUUUUGGUGGUGGCAAUUUUAUAUGGUUCUAAGAUCAUAAUUGUGGUUUAGAUGGUUACUUCAAUGUGUUAGGGAUUUAUUUUUUGAUGAUCAUCACAAAUACAUGUCCUAUCCUUAUAAUAACAUAUAGAAGACCCCUUAAUACACUGUAAUCUUACUUUGUGGAUGACCCACCCAUUUACAUUUAAAAAUUAAUUUUUUAUUGAUUAUUUGUUUUAUUUAAAAAGGUGUUAUUUUUUUUUAUAAACAUUAAGGAGAUAAUUAAAUUAUACAAUAUUAGAGUUUUGUAAAUUAAUAAUUGACAUUAAUAUUUUAUAUCAUAUAUAUAUAUAUAUAUAUUCUUGUUCUUAUCAGGACAUUAUAAUAAUGACUACCAGAAUUACAAUCCGGGCUGCCAAGAAUAUGAUCAUUAUGUCGGUGUACACCCUGGACUUUCGUAUUACAGUUCCAAUAAUUUAGCUGGCCAGCAAAGUGCUAAUAAAAUUGAUGGAAGUGCAUAUCAAGUUUAUGAUACUGGUAUACCACCUAACCAACUGGGGCAUGAUUAUAAUGAAACUGUACCAACACCACCAAGCCCUAGCACCUGCAGUGAAUCGCCUCCACCUCAUCAAUUAUUGGCUCAAGGUAAAAUAAAUUAUUUGGAUUCGCUCCAAUUAUUAAUUAUGUUUAUUAUCAAAAUACAAGAAUUCGUUCAAUAAAAAUGAAAAUAAUAUUUUUUGUUGUUCAACUGCCUCUCUCGUAUUAGUUUUCAUUAUCUAUAUUUUUGAUGCCUUUAGACUUUUCUUAAUUCUGACAAUUUUGACCAUCAAAGAAUAAAGGAAGUACACAAAACAAAUUGGGUGGGUGGAACCAAGGAAAAACACCAAAAUAUAAAUAUAAUAAUUAAUAUAUUUAUAUAUAAUAUAAUAUUAAAUAUAUAUAUAAAAAUAUAUGCAAUUUUAACUAUAUCUGAUCUUAUUAAACGGAUCAUGGUCAUAUUAUCUUAUCAGUUAUAUAGUUAUCAAUUUCUGAUUGUUAUUAAUUAUUGAUUAACUUAUCUAUGUACCUAUAAUAUUACAUGUUAUUAUUUUCCAAUAAAUUUUAAAAUAAUUAAUGAUUUUUCUUUGGUUUUAUUUUUAUCUACUACAAAACAUAUUAAAUACAUUUUUCCUGUAUGCAUAAAAAUGUGCUGUAUUUUGUACUUUUUUGUACCACAUUAUAUAGGCCACUGUAAAGUAAAAGUUUGAAAGAUAUAGAAUAUAGGGCAAUUUAAUUUGUAUACUGAAAGCAACAAUAAAUUAAAAUCAAAAACCGAUUCUGAGCAGAGGCAUAUUAGUUAUGCUUUUUCCCUUUUAAUCCUAGAAUCAGCAAAAUAAAAUGGAUGUAUUGACAUUUAUUUUCAUUUUUUAGAUUCUGAGUCGUGAAUCACCUAUCAGAAAUUUUCCAACCCCACUCGAAUACAAAUUACAAUAUAACAAUACACAUAGAAAAUGUCCAAACUUUUCUUAACAGUCCUCUACCUAUGUCACUACCAGCUAAACCAAUCACACCACAAGAAAUAAAAUAUUAUNCAACUAACAAAUAAAACCAUCCUUCUUUUGACUCACAUAUACAAUACAAUGCUCAGGUUAUCAUACAUUCCCCCAAUAUGGAAAUUCUCAACAAUAAUAUUAAUUGCUAAGCCAGAAAAACCAAAGCAUUUGGUAACCUCAUACCGCCCAAUAAGUUUACUAUUUAGGGAAACUUUUCGAAAAAUUACUACUUAAAACAAUAACCCCUAUUAUAAAAGAAAAAAACAUCAGCCCUAAUACUCAAUUUGGAUUCCGAUCAUAUCAUUAGUCAAUCAACCAAAUACAUAGAAUUACCGACAAAAUAUCAUCAUGAUUCGAAAAAAAAAGAACACUGCUCCGGUGUAUUCCUUGAUAUCGCGCAAGCAUUUGAUCGCGUCUGGCAUUAUUGUUCAAAUUAAAACCGUUUCUACCUGCUCCGUAUUUCCUCAUCCUAAAAUCUUAUCUUGAAGACCGAUAUUUCACUGUUAAGUUUAACAAUUCUUACUCUGUCUACCAUAAAAUCAAAGCGGGAGUACCCUAGGGAAGUAACCUAUCACCUAUACUCUACAAUAUCUACACAUCAGAUAUGCCCAAAACAAACCAUACAACUCUAGCGACAUAUGCAGACAUACUAACUAUACUAACUAUACUAUACUUACUAUACUAACAUCAAAUAAAGACCCAAACAUAGCCACCCAUGAUAUACAAUACCACUUAAAUCUAAUCUCCAAUUAGACUCAAAAAUGGAAAAUUAAAAUAAACGAAAACAAAUCAGUUCAAAUAAAUUUUUCUCUGAAAAAAAAACGAAUGUCCACAACUUUUGCUCAAUAAUACACCAAUUACUAUCCAAAAUGUAACCAAAUAACUCGGAGUUCAUCUAGAUAAAAGACUUACCUGGGCCUAACACACAAAACAGAAAAAAAAAAAAAAUCAAACACACAUCUACAUCUCCUCCGUCCAUUAUUGUCUCCUUCAAUGAAUUUAAAAAACAAAAUAUUAAUAUAUAAGACGAUUAUUACUCCCCUCUGGUCAUAUGGUAUCCAAAUCUAGGGCCAAGCCAAACCAUCCAAUAUAAGACCCAUACAAGUUUUCCAGUCUAUAUGUCUUAGACAAAUAACUGGAGCCCCAUGGUAUAUGGCUAACGAUGCAUUACAUAAAGAUCUCCAAAUCCCAACAGUCAACGAAAUAGCAACUCACCAUUACAAAAAGUUUCACUCCAAACUGCACUCGAACCAAAACCCUCUAUUUCCCGCAUGUCCUCUAUAACCAUCCCCAACAAUCCUCUGAGAAGGUUAAAAAGAAAAUGCCCAAGAGAAGCUCUUGCCUAACGGUCUCCAUAUUAUAUGAACCCAUCAAAUUAAAUAGGAGGUACUGUUGAUGGAUGGUUUCCCCCCCUCAAGACAUUCAAGUCAUUUUAAUAUUACCUAUGUUAUCAAAUUUACUUAUUGUACAAAUUGUAUAGAUGGUAAAUAUGCUUCNAUGCUUAAAAAAAAAAAAAAAAAAAAAAAAAAAAAAAGAUUCUGAGUGGAGCGAAGAAGCUUAUGGUAUUACAAAGAUAUUUAUUUUUUUUUUCCUGUGAACAACUUUUCUACCAGCAAUUUUGCUUUGAAUUACAAUGAUGGCACUUUUUCUGAAAAAAAAUCUGAUAGGGAAAGUACUUUAUGAACAUCAUUUUCGAUUUUUCUAGGCUUUUUAAAAACGGGAAUAAACAUUAAUCAAUCAGUAUAUUAAACAAAUAUUCUAAAGAAAAUAUAUAAUUCCUAUUUAAUUAAUUUAUUAUAAUAAGACAUAUGUCUUAUUAUAUAUUGUUGACAAAGCAUCACUAUCAACUGAAUUCAGCUCAGAAUCGUUUUUCAUUAGCAAUGGUUUAUCGUUGCGUACAGGUGUACAUUAAAUUACCUUUAAAAGUGGCUGCAUCUUUCUCCAUUAUCCUAGGACAGAUUUUUUAAAAUUUGAUAGACAAAUUGUUGGAAAUUAAGCAGUGUUUUUUUAAAUAAAUUGCCAUCUAGUAAAAAAAUCCAAACUGUUAAAACAUGUGUAAAACAUUAGUUCCAAUUAAAAUCUGAAAUAAUUGUAAAUAUUAUAAUACUAAUUAAAAGUAUUUAAUAUGUUUAUUAUAUAUUUUUUUAAAUUUUUGUUUAGGCAAUUUUUUAAAAAAAUAAGCUGUUCUAAAGUGUUACAUUGCCAUUCAUUUUUUCCAUCUUGGGGGUGAAAUCAUACUCCUUUUUGAUUUUUAUAUAGCAACCAAUAAUGAAAAUUCUAUAAAUAAAUGAAGUUUUUCCAGUUAAAUAUAUUUUAGUGUUGAAAUUUUUAAUUUCUGUUAACCCAAUGUAUGAUAUUCUGCUUUUUUUUUGGAAAAGUAAUAAAGCACUAUUUAAAUAUUGCAGGUAAUAUAACAUUUUAGAGCUGCUUAUUUCAGAAAUUGUGAAAACAAAAUUAAAAAAAUUCAGAUCUAAAUUAAUACUUUCUGCAAUAAUUAGUGUUAUUGAGAUUAGUGUCUUAUAAAAUAUUUACAAUACAUACUUAAUAUUUUAUACAAAAUAUAAUUUUGUUUAGAAUACUUGAGAAAAGGUUUACCAUAUCCUACUUCUGGUUAUGAAGAACUGGAUUCAAGUGCUUUACAUCCAAAUCAUUAUCACCGAAUUACUCCAUCGCCUGGUGAUUGUUAUGGUUAGAAUUAUUACUUUUUUUUAAUGAAUAUUAUACAAAAUUUAAAUGCAUUUAUUUAUUUAGAUCAAAUGAGUGGAUCUUGGAAUAUAGAUGAUUGUGGUGAACAAAUGGUAGCUCAAGGUUUGUUGGUUUUUUUUUUUAAUAUUAAAAUAAAUAUUAACAUGUACUUUGUUUUCUUAUGUAGGUCUUAGAUGGAGAGAUCCCAAUUUGUCUGAAGUUAUUACAUUCUUGGCUAACCCCAAUAAUUUAAUCAAGGCAAAUGCAGCUGCAUAUUUACAACACUUAUGCUAUAUGGAUGACCCAAAUAAACAAAAAACUAGAACUUUAGGAGGAAUACCUGCUUUGGUGAAACUUUUAAACCACGAUUGUCCUGAUGUCUAUAGAAAUGCUUGUGGAGCCCUAAGGUACAUAUUUUCAAUACUGUUGCAGAUAUUUAUAGAAUUAAAAUUUUAUUUAUUUUUUAGAAAUUUAUCAUAUGGCAAACAAAAUGUCGAAAAUAAGAAAGCUAUUAAAAAUUCAGGUGGAAUUCCAUUACUUAUUAAUUUAUUACAUAAGUCUGCUGAUGCUGAAGUUAAAGAACUUGUUACUGGAGUUCUAUGGAAUUUAUCAUCUUGUGAAGUAAUUAAUGUAAUUAAGUCUCAAAGUUGGGGUUUUAAAUAAAUAUAUUUGCUUUUUACAGGAUUUAAAAAAAUCAAUUAUUGAUGAUGGUCUCUCAACUAUUGUAAACCAUAUAUUAUUGCCUCAUUCAGGAUGGAGUCCUACUGUUUGCAGUGAUAUUUGUUGGUCAACUGUAUUUAGAAAUACUUCUGGAGUAUUAAGGUAAACUGGAUUUUUCAUUGAUGAAUUUGUAACUAAAAUUAAUAUUUUUUUUCUAGAAAUAUAAGUUCAGCUGGAGAAUAUGCACGGAAAAAGUUACGUGAAUGUGAACAUUUAGUUGAUUCUUUACUAUAUGUCAUUUCUACAGCUAUUGAAAAGUCAAACAUUGGUAAUAAAAGUGUUGAAAAUUGUGUGUGUAUUUUGCGUAACUUAUCUUAUCGAUGUCAAGAAGUGGAAGACCCUAUAUAUGAUAAACAUCCAUUACCAUCUCAAAGUAGAAUUGGCCCACAACCAAAAGGUAAGCUUGCAAAACUUGAAAUAUAUAUUUGAUGUUAAUUUUGUAUACAUUUUAUUAAUUCAAAAUAAUUUUGCAUUCUAGCAGAAAACUUAGGUUGUUUUGGCGCUAGUAAAAAGAAAAAAGAUAUUCAAAUAGUUUCUCCAAAAGAAAACCCUAGCAGCCGUAUAAUCCCUAGAUCAGAACCAGCAAAAGGAAUGGAACUUUUAUGGCAACCUGAAGUACAAAUAUUUUUAUAUUUUUGGAUUUUUGCCCUUUAUUCUCUUAAACUAAUUAUUUUCUACCUAUUUCGGUGCUUUUUUCACCUUCUAUUCAAUUAUUGGUUUUAUAUCAUUUUAUAGAAUCUAUAUCUUUCUAUUUAUAUGCAAGGGAAUAACCCUAUAUAUAUAUAUAUUAAUAUUAGGUAGGGUGGUCUUUAUUUUUGAAUAUUAUUAUUUUUGGUGAUUGACUACCUCCUUCCCUAUUUUGUUCAUUACUGAGUAAAAGUAAUCUGUGUGAAAUUUAGUCACGAUAAUUUGCCUCAAUUCUAUGCUACAUGAGUGUUGAAAAUUACUGACCUUAAAAUGAUAUAAGACUUUGGUAGUUUUUGUUAAUGUCUAUAUAAACUAUUGUUAUGCAAUUUACUGAAAAAUCUGUUUUUCCCAAGAAAAAUAUAUAAUAUUUCACAUAUUUGUCAAAUGGCUCUUCAGCCAGAUAGAAACAGAUAUGAAACAAUGUUUAGUAUAAAAAUGAUAUAGAAUUUAAUUUCUUAAAAAAAAAAAAAAUAAGUAAUUAAUAAAAACUUAAUUAAAGUGACCAAUUUAAUGUUACACUAGGAUUUAUUUUGAUGUAUUAGUGGAUAACUGAUAUAUUAUCACUUUUAUAUUAUUAAAAAAAAAAAAAUGAAUUUGAUGUUUUUUUUUUUAAAUUUAUAGUAAAAAUGAAUCCUUAAUGAUUGUCAUGAAUAUCCAGGAUAGGUUUCUUUUUAUAUUUUUGAUUAACUUAAGGUAAUUCAAGACACUUAGAAUACAUCAAAAAACAUUAAAUAUUUUUAUUUAGAAACUGUUAACAGUUUUUUUUCUAACUUGUAAUAAAAAUUGCUUUUGGUUUUUAUUUUUGGUGAACUUGUUAUUAUACUCUAUGAGUUACAUCUUUUCCACUUUUAUGAUUAUAAGACCAUUGUGCUAUAUGCCAUUAACCCCCUAAUAUGCACAAUGCACACUAAUUAAACUCUGUGUGAUUUGUGCCUUAUUACAGUAAUUUUUUAACAUUUUUGUUAUUACUCAUUUAAAAAUAUUAUUUUAUUUAUGAAAUUUUGCAGGUAGUUCAAGCAUAUUUAUCGUUAUUACAAAGUUGUUCAAAUCCAGAAACUCUUGAAGCUGCUGCUGGAGCUAUUCAAAAUUUAUCUGCUUGUUAUUGGCAGCCAAGUAUUGAAAUAAGAGCAGCUGUAAGAAAAGAAAAAGGUCUUCCCAUACUUGUAGAACUUUUGCGGAUGGAAGUUGAUAGAGUUGUAUGUGCUGUUGCUACAGCAUUACGAAAUUUGGCUAUUGACCAAAGAAACAAGGAACUUAUAGGUCUGUUUUAAAUCAAUGUAUCUUAUAUUUUUCUAUUUAAAAAAAAAAAAUUUCAUACAUUUUAAUAUAUGAAUAUUAUUUAAUAUAUAAAUUAUAUAUUUAGGCAAGUAUGCAAUGAGAGAUUUAGUUCAAAAAUUACCAUCAGGUAAUGCUCAAAAUGACCAGGGAACUUCAGAUGAUACAAUAGCUGCUGUUUUAGCAACUUUAAAUGAAGUUAUUAAAAAAAAUGCUGAAUUUGCAAGGUAUUUAACAUUUAAUAAGUAUAGCAAAUAAUGUUUUAAGAGGGUGUGAUGUAGAAUUGUAGAGUAUAGAAUGUAAACAUUUGAUAUUCUUGUAAUUAGAUAGGUUUAGAGCAGGGACCUUUGACCUAUGACCAGGAUGUAGCAUGCAGCUCAUCUAGUCUUUAUUUAAGUUCUAUGAUUAAAUUUUAGCAUGUAUAUUUUCUAUUAUUAUCCAGUUAGCAGAUACAUUUUGAAGUUUAUUUGCUUAAAUAUAAACCGAAAACAAAAUGAUUUGAUUUUCAAACCGUGCUGUGAACAAUAGUUGAAAACUCAACAAUUAGUGUUAUACAAAUUAUUAAAAGAUUACAAUGUGACAUGAUAAUUCUGACUUUUGAAGAUAAUUUGUAUUAUAUUUGCAGUAAUUAAUUUGAAAAAUCAGACUCUUAUGUGUCGUAAUCAUUCCUUCAACAAUUUUCGAAAUUCCCGGCUAAAACUGUUUUAUUAUACUUUUUUAAAAUUUUUCAAAUGAUAAUUUUUCAUAGGUCUUUACUGGACUCUAGUGGAGUGGAACGAUUAAUGAAUAUAAUCAGACAGCGACAGAAAUACACUUCUAGAGUUCUGAAAUUUGCCAGUCAAGUUUUGUUUGCCAUGUGGCAACAUCAAGAAUUAAGAGAUGCUUACAAAAAACAUGGUUGGAGAGAACAAGAUUUUGUUACCAAAACUAUUGCUGCUCGUAAUGCCGCAGGUGGCAUACAUUCACCAAACAAUGCAAACAGUACUCUCAAUCGUCCAAUGGCAAGCCAAGGGGGAACCCGGUAUGAGGAUCGCACGAUACAAAGGCAAAGGGUGAGUUUUUUUUUAUUUAUAAGAUUUAUUCCUUCUCAGCAAAGUUUGUUUUGAAGGUUAGUACAAUUGAUAUCAAGCAAAAAUAAUAAUUAAAUCAAUCAUUUUAAAUUUGUUAAAAGAGAUAGUAACAGAUAAUAUGUAGGUAUUACAAAUAUAUUCUUAGUAGAUAUCAUAUUAAACUAAUAGUAUAAAUGAAAAUAAAUAAAUAAAAUACUUUUUUAUGCUAUUUAUUAGUGUCCUCUAAUUGUUUAUUCAAGAAUUAAUAUUUUUGACUAAAAUUAUUUUUGCAGUUUUUGAAUAAUUUGUUUUUUAGUGUCAUUAAAGGCAAAGCUGGGCCAUUUACUUAACUUGAGUAACUGAUUAAGCUAUAGUUGCUAGUAAUUAAUAAAAAAUUUAAAUAUUGUCAUUACUCCUUUUUAAAUUAUUUUUUAAUUAUUAGUAGUUAUAAUAAUUAUUCAUCAAAAAUAUAUAAGUUUUAAAGGCUUUUUAAAUAUUUUUUUCAUUGACUUUUAAUAGUAAUGUUUUAUCAUCAGAUGACCAGUUCUCAGAGAAAUAAUAUACGUAUGAAUCUUCAUGUAUUGAUGUUUAAAACAAUUUUUCCAUAGUAACAGCAUGUUGUUGUCACCAUAUUAUAUUUAUGUAAAAUCAAGGUGUACUGAUGAUACAUCUUGGUAAAAAUAUUAUUUUUUUUUGUCCAUUAUUUAUUACUCUUGAUAAAUACAUAUCAAUACUCUCAGGAAUGAUAUUGAUGACAAAAUAAUACAAACCUGUAACUUUUUGAUUUAAAUAAAAAUUAAUUUUUAAGUUACUCGCAUACACACUCAAAAAUAAACUUACAAGUUAUAAAGUUACUAAUUUUUGUAACUUUCUCACUAGUUACUGCCCAGUUUCAACUAAAUGAUUUAAAACAUUUUCAGACACUCUAAUGUAUAAGGUUUGGUAUUGAGCUCGACACACUUAUGCCUUAUUGAUCAUACAAUCAUAUUAUUAUCUAUAGAAACUCAAACUCUUUAGCCCUAUAAAUUAAUUAUUGACAUGUAUUGUAGAUUCUUACACAUAUUUUUAUCUAAUUUAACCAUAAAUAUCUUACACUAUUUGAUGUCUAUGACAUUGAGAUUAUCAUUGCUAGGCAAGUUAUUCUUUCAAAAAUGUAAAACUGGAUCUUAAAAAGGUUCACUUUUGUUAUUUAUCAUACAGUUCAUAAACCUGGCUGUGUUACCAGACAUGAAAAUUGUAUUAAUAAUUAUAUUUAUUAGACAAUUUUGAAUAAUUAAUAAUGGUAUUUAAUUAUUUUUUUUUAGGUUUCCGUGGAUUUUUCUUAAUUUUGUUUGAUUUUAUUGUGUAAUUUUAAUAUAUGCCUAUCUUAAACAAAUUUUUAUUUAUAUAUACGACUAAGAAUGAAUUGUUUUUUUUUGUUUUUUUUUUUUUUUUUUUUUUUUUUUUUUUUUUUUUAUUGUUUUUUUUUUUUUUUUAAUUUCUUUGAGUAAAAAUUUAUAUCAAAUUAAAUUAUGCAUUUUUUAUUCUUAUAAAUGGUUUUUAAACAGUGAAAAAUAUUAGUCAUUAAUUAUUAUUAAUUUAUUGUAUAUCUAAUACCCUUUGUUGUAAGAUGUAUUGGUUUAUUAGCUAGGUUGCUAAAUGUGGCCCUGAUGUCCAUAGGAAUCAUACAAGGUGUAUCAAAUAGGUGAAUGAUCAACAUAAAAAUUGUUUAUAUUUUUCAUCUAAUUAAAUCCUUAUUAAUAGUUUUAAAGAAAAACAUAUAUAUUUAUAUUUUCGAUAAAUUAAAUGGUUUGACUAGAAGGGUUUAGAAUUUUACCUUACAAAAUUAACACUUGCUACUGUUGUUUUUUUUUUUUUUGGUUAAUUUUUGACAAUUUUGACUUAAUUACUCUCUUUUUUUUAUUCUUAUAUUACAAAGAUUUUUAUUGUCAAGGACUUCUAUAAUUACCUUACUUUUAAGGUUUAGAGGAAACGAAUAUCUUAUAAUUUGUUUUAUAGGAUUAUUUUAAUGAUAUUAUUUUUAUACUUAUAAAGUUAUAAAUAAUAUUAUUAUAUUCUCUAUUAUUUAUUAUGUUAAAUUUUUUUUAAAAAAUGUUUGUUUAUAAGAAAUUUGAUAAUUAAUAUUAGUUUAAUGGUUUAUUUUCUUUGAGAAACAACUCUUGUUUAUGUUUUAAAAAGUGAAGCAAACCAAAUCAUUCAUUCAUUAAGCAGUUAAUCUCUUAAAUUUCUAUUCUUAAUUGUUGCAAUAUAAAUUAUUAUUUUUAUCUUAAUGAGAAAAACCAUAUCAGCAAAAUUUACUUCAUUAAUUCUAUGUAUUUUAUCCUAUCACUUAUUUUAGAAAGGCAUUAGUUUUCAACUAAUUGAAUAUAAGUAAUUAGUUAUUUUAUUUUCAAUUACUGUUUUUCAUUUUCAAUUUCUAGUGCCAACAUUGUGGUUAGGUAAUAUUCCUAUCAUUUGAGAGUGAUCUAUAUCUAUAUAUAUAUAUAUAUAUAUAGUUAUUGUGCAAUUUUAUCUAAUGUUAGCAAUAUUUUCACAAUAUUAGUCUCCAUAAUUAAUUUAUAUUAUACACAAGUGUUUUUUUUCAUACAAAAGUUAUAAUAAAUUAUAACCAGAAAUAUAAAUAAUCAUAGAAACUAACUUCAUGUUAAGUUUCAAUUAAGAUAAUUAAUAUUGAGAUAUGCUAUUUUCAAUUUACAUUAUUAAAAAAAGAAAAUCAAUAAUAAUUUACCAAAUUAUAAUUUAUACUUCUUAUAUUCAUUUAAAAUUCUACUGUUAAUAUAAAUAAGCAUAAAUUUAGAAGUGUAAUUGUAAUAUAUUUUUUUUAUAAUUUAAAAAAUUAAUUAAAAUAUUGGAAUGAUCUAUUUAAAAAUCUACAGUUUUAUAAUAUCAGUCAAGAAAAAGUAUGUAUAUUUUUAAAUUUUAGACAGUAUACAUAUCUGUCAUAAUUAAUAGAAAUUUGAAUUUUUAUUAUUUUCAUACAUUUUUAAAAUAGUAAAUGAAAAUAUGUGUAACAGUUUUUUAUAGUUUAAUUUUUUAAUUUUUUUUUUUUGGACAGGAGAAGGUAUUUCAACUACAAUUUUCUUAGAUUUAGAAUGAAUUAGUUAUUGAUACUUGUUAUUUAAUAUUGGAGCAAUAUCCCUAAGAAAUUGAUUUACAGUUUCAUGUACUCAAAUUAUCUCAACAUAGUUUGCAAAUUAAAUUUUUAUUUUAAUAUGCAUUAACGUUUUUACACUUAGACAAUAAUAUGUUAGAUUUGUUAUUUAAAAAGAACAUUAUAUUCUUUUAAUAAUAUUCCAGUCUUAAGUUUUUUGAUAUUUUUUAGUACUUCUUACAAUUGAUUACUAAACAAAUUAACAGAACUGACUAAAUUUAAUAGUUUGAUUCAUUGAAUUAACAAAAAUAAAUUCCCCUUUUAAUUUAGGUAUGUCUGCAUCUUUGGUCGUACACUUUGAUCUUGAAAAUGUAUUUUCUACAACAACUAAUAUUUUGAUAAAAUUCCUGUUCUUUAAAAUUGAAAUAAUAUACAGAAUGUAAGAAUUCUUUAAAAAUAAUUAAUUACACAUUUGAUUUCAUAGCCUUUAAAAAUGUCUUCAACACAUUGAUCAUAAUAUGAAACAUAUACCUAUAGAGAUGCAAUAGUUUAAUUAUUAUUCUGCUAUAAUAUUAUAAAUAGGAUAGGUAACACACAAAUAAAAUGAAAAUUAAAUUAACUGAUUGAUUUACUGUUGUAUUUCAGUAAUUUAUUUAAUUUUUGGGUGUAAGGACAUUUAAAUCUAAAUUUAUGUCCUGGUAUUUAUAUACACUUGAUGUUUUCAGAAUGAAGAUAUCCCAUUAGCUGAUAUGCCAUAUCCAGAAAUGUCUACCCAUACAGCUCCAGCUGCAGGGGUGUUAAUUUAUCCCCCGGGGCAUGUAAGUGGAUUUAAUAUAAUCUAGUAUUUUCAUAUUUGACAUAAUAUGGUUUGCUGUACACCAAUAUACAAUUUAAUAGUGUUUUGACAAAAGUAUACUGAAAUUUAAAAUUAAUUUGAAGCAUGUAAAACUAUAUUUUAGUAACAAACUAUUUUGAUAUUAAUAAUAAAAUAGUAUUUAAUUAAUAAAUUGUAAUUGAUUAAUAAUUAUUGUUUUAAAUUAUCAAUAGGCUAACAUUAUUUAUAUUUGUAAUAUUCUAUUGUUUUUUUGCAAAAACCUAGAACAUAAUAUUAUUUAGGGGCUAACUUUUAUAGUGUUCAAAAAAAAAAAAUAAACUUGAUUUCAAAUAUUUAUAAAAUGUUUAGCCAUUACGAUCCGGUGAACCUCUAUAUGCUCAAGUUAACCGUGAGAAAAAAAAGAAACCAUACGAUUCAUCUUGCUCUAUGGGUGAAAUGUUGUGGAAUUAUAAUCAACCAAGUCAACCUGAAAUAUCAUCUGUUGAUGUAUCCACCACUCAAGGAGGUGAUUCUUGGGUGUAAUGCAAUAUGAUACUUUUUACUCAUUUUUUUAAAUUUAAAUUUUUUAUUUAGAAAAUUAAUCUAAUAUAUAUUCAAUGUAAUUAUUUGUUUUUAUUAUGAGGUAAUUUUAAUUAUUUUCCGCAUUUGGGACACAAAACCAUUUUUUAUAUUAUUAUAUUUAGGUAAUAAGGAUGUUGUAGUUUUUAAAAUGUAAGUUUUACAUACAUAUAUAAUAUUUUAUCCAUCAUAAUACACAUAUUAUACACUCAUUAUUUUACGUACAAUUAAAUGCACACAAUAUUUGGAGAUAAUAAUUUAUGUGCCAAUAACUGAUAUUCAUUAUUUUAGACUUAGUGUUAUUAUAUUGGUUUUUACUUGAAUAUUAUUAAGUGGGGCUCACAUAUCUUUUCUUACAUACCUAUUGAUUUGUAUUAAUAUUAUUAAAACAUUGCAAUUUUUGGUCCUUGUUUGAAUGAAAAUAAAUCCAGUCAUAUUAUAAGGUUUAGAUUUGAAGUUUUAUACACAAAAUUAAUUGGUGUUAUUUGAAUUUUUAAUAUAUUUCUUAAAACAGUUAAAAUUCUGAUUAAAAUAAGUUAAUUUGAAAAUAUUAAUGUGCAAUGAUUGUUUGUAUUUAAUGAAAUUAACAAUAUAAAUAAUCAAUACUUUUGUAAAAUAACUAAUUAUUGUUUGAAGGAGACUUAUAUUUACUAUUGAUGAGGGCUCAUUUUUUUUUUUUUGGAAUCCAAAUUAUAGUAGCUAUUCUGAGUUGUACACAUUCAUGUUUUUAAUGAAACAUAAUUCAUUUAACUUUAAUUAUUUGUUGGUUGAACUGAAUAAUUGUGAGAGGAGUGUGAAAAACUAUGAUUUUGAACAAAACUCAGUAGUAAAUGUAAGAAAUUCUUCCAAAAUAUAAUUACAUCAAUGUAAAAUAAAAAUAUUUAUUCUAUACAAAUCUACGUGUAUUGCUAUGAAAGUUUUGUAUUGUUAGAUAAAAAAAAAAAUAGUUUUAAGUGCUUUUAUGUUCCUGACUUCAAUAUUUUUGUUAUACAUAACUAUUUAUUGUGGACAUUUUUUACAUACAUAAAUUUAUAUAUACUAUUAUGAUAUAUUAUAAUUUAAGUUUAAUUUAAGAUCAUAAUAUGAAGUUCUCCUAAACAUAUAUUACUCUCUUAAAAUCGACCUUAUUAGUAUGUAGACCCUUUGUCAAAAUAUUAAUUAUUUGAGGAUGUGUACUUUCUAUAUGGCUUUUAUGUAUAUUACAAUUUUAUAAGAUAAAUUAUUGUGUUUUUUUUUUUUUGUUUUAUCUAUUUAAUUUCACCAGUUAUGUAAUUAUAAUAUAUACCAUCAUAUUAUUUAUGUUUAUUGUAUUCUUUUGAAAACCUUAAAUGGAAUUUUAAAUUUUUUUAAGAGCCAAUUUAUUGUGUUAGUAAUUUGACUUAGACAAAUAUUUUAAAAGGCCAAAGUGUCAUAUCUAUGUUAAUUAUUAUUAUUAGUAAAAAUAUUAAUUAUAAUAAUAUGUCAAGCAAAAUCAAUAAAGUAGUUUGCAUAGUGUGUCUGAAUUCUAGUUAUUUUAUUAUCUUUCAUUCAAUCCUUUUGAAUGGGAAUAAUAUCUCUGU